Messenger RNA from Marmota monax (woodchuck), 2758 nucleotides. RefSeq names its product serine protease 36 (gene Prss36). Gene Ontology annotation, biological process: proteolysis. The transcript has 14 exons. Lineage: Eukaryota; Metazoa; Chordata; Mammalia; Rodentia; Sciuridae. The record is from RefSeq and is a predicted model, not a curated record. Gene Ontology annotation, molecular function: serine-type endopeptidase activity. The coding region runs from base 1 to 2550 and encodes 849 amino acids.
AUGCCCCAGCACCUGUUUCUCCCACUUGUGAUCUUCGCCAUCAAUCCCAUCCCAAGAGCCUUCCAGGACUCAGGGUUCCCUAUUGCAGACUGUGGGCACCCUGAGCCCUCUGCCCGCAUCAUGGGGGGCUCAGACACUCAGCCAGGAACCUGGCCUUGGCAAGUAAGCCUGCAUCAAGGCAGGGGCCACAUCUGCGGAGGCUCCCUCAUCGCCCCCUCUUGGGUUCUCUCUGCUGCUCACUGUUUCGUGAUGAACGGGACCUUGGAGCCCGCGUCCGAGUGGUCGGUGCUGCUGGGCGUGCACUCCCAGGACGGGCCCCUGGAAGGUACACAUGUCCGCUCCGUGGCCGCUAUCCUGGUGCCUGACAACUACAGCAAAGUGGAACUUGGCUCCGAUUUGGCCCUGCUGCGCCUGGCUUCGCCCGCCAAGCUGGGCCCCACCGUGCAACCCAUCUGCCUGCCGCGAGCCUCGCACCGCUUUGUUCACGGCACCGCCUGCUGGGCCACCGGCUGGGGGGACGUGCAGGAGGCAGACCCUCUGCCUCUCCCCUGGGUGCUACAGGAAGUAGAGCUAAGGCUUCUGGGAGAGGCUGCCUGUCAGUGUCUCUACAGCCAGCCUGGACCCUUCAACCUCACUUUCCAGCUAUUGCCAGGGAUGCUGUGUGCUGGUUACCCAGAGGGACGGAGGGACACCUGCCAGGGUGACUCUGGGGGACCCUUGGUCUGUGAAGAAGGUGGCCGCUGGUUCCAGGCAGGAAUCACUAGCUUUGGCUUUGGCUGUGGAAGGAGGAACCGCCCUGGAGUCUUCACUGCUGUGGCUCCCUAUGAGACAUGGAUCCGGGAACAGGUGAUGGGUUUGGAGCCUGGGCCUGCCUUUCCCAACCAGCCCCAGGAAUCCCAGACAGGCCCCUGGGAAUCCAGGGAGGAGAACUGCACCAUUGCCCUGCCAGAGUGCGGCAAGGCUCGGCGACCAGGGGUCUGGCCCUGGGAGGCCCAAGUUAUAGUGCCAGGAUCCAGAACCUGCCAUGGAACGCUAGUAUCAGAAAGCUGGGUCUUGGCACCUGCCAGCUGCUUUCUGGACUCGAUCACUUCUGAUAACCCACCCCGCGACCUCGACUCCUGGCGGGUACUGCUGCCCUCACGUCCGCGCUCGGAGCGGGUGUCGCGCUUCGUACCGCACGAGAACGCUACGUGGGACGACGCCUCAGACCUGGCGCUGCUGCAGCUGGACGCGCCCGUGAACCUGAGCUCAGGCCCGCGCGCCGUGUGCUUACCCUACCCGGAACACUACUUCCUGCCUGGGAGCCGCUGCCGCCUGGCUCGCUGGGGCCGCGGGGAACCGGCGCUUGGCCCCGGCGCUCAGCUUGAGGCCGACUUGUUAGGUGGCUGGUGGUGUCACUGUCUGUAUGGACACAAGGGGGCGUCAGUGCCGCUGCCGGGACAGUCACCUCACCAACUCUGCCCCUCCUACCAGGAGGAGGAGGAGCCGGGCCGCUGCUGGAAUGACUCUCAUUGGAGCCUUAUGUGUCGGGAGGAGGGGACCUGGUUCCUGGCUGGAAUUGGAGACUUCUCCAGUACCUGUCUCCGUCCCCGAGCCUUCUCCCCACUGCAGACCCAUAGCCCAUGGAUCAGCCAUGUAACUCGGGGAGCCUACCUGGAGGAACAGCUAGCCUGGGACUGGGGCCCUGAUGGGGAGGAGACUGAGACCCAGACCUGUCCCCCACACACAGAGCAUGGUGCCUGUGGCCUGCGACCUGAGGCAGCUCAGAAGGGAAUGCUAUGGCCCUGGCUGGCAGAGGUGCAUGUGGCUGGGAAUCGAGUCUGCACUGGGAUCCUCGUGGCCCCAGGCUGGGUCCUGGCAGCCACUCACUGUGUCCUUAGGCUAGGCUCUACAACAGUGCCCCACAUUGAAGUGUAUCUGGGCAGGGCAGGGGCCAGUCCCCUCCCACACGGCCGCCAGGUAUCCCGGUUGGUCAUCAGCAUUCGCCUGCCCCGGCACCUGGGACUUGGGCCCCCUCUGGCCCUCCUGGAGCUGAGCUCCCGGGUAGAGCCUUCCCCUUCAGCGCUGCCCAUCUGCCUUCACCCAGGGGGUGUCCCUCCAGGGGCCAGCUGCUGGGUGCUGGGCUGGAAGGAUCCCCAGGACCGAGUCCCUAUAGCUACUGCUGUCUCCAUAUUGACACCACGGCUCUGUCACUGCCUCUAUCAGGGCAUUCUGCCCCCUGGGACUUUCUGUGUCCUAUAUGCAGAAGGGCAAGAAGACAGGUGUGAGGUGACCUCAGCACCUCCCCUCCUAUGCCAGACUGAGGGAGGCUCUUGGGUUCUCAUGGGCAUGGCUGUCCGAGGGAGUCAGGAGCUGUUUGCAGCCAUUGGCCCUGAAGAAGCCUGGAUCUCCCAAACAGUGGCGGAGGCCCAUUUCCUACCCUCUAGUGGCUCCCCAUAUUGGCCCACUACAGGCAGUGACCUCUGUCCCCCAGACAUGGCAGGGGCCUCAAGCUCCCCUAAGGCUGCUGCUUUGAUCCUGCUGUUACUGACUCCCCUGAUCCAGGAUUGAGAGGACCUUGCUUCAUGAGCCACUUCCCCUUCUCUUCCCACCACUCAGCAUGCCUGGAAUGUAGUCUAACCUGCUAACUCUCUCCCAGGCCUGGAGAGGGCCUAUCUAUCUAGACUGCAGCAGCUUUGGAUAAUUGGGCCUCAGUGCUAUUUUGGGCCCAGGAAUCCUUGGGGGUGGCAGAGGAGCAGACAAUAAAGGUGUAAACACA